Molecule: messenger RNA, 1643 nt
Organism: Dendronephthya gigantea
Lineage: Eukaryota; Metazoa; Cnidaria; Anthozoa; Malacalcyonacea; Nephtheidae
Product: zinc finger protein 239-like
Exons: 2
Coding region: 261-1358 (365 amino acids)
Biological process (GO): regulation of transcription by RNA polymerase II
Molecular function (GO): DNA-binding transcription factor activity, RNA polymerase II-specific; RNA polymerase II cis-regulatory region sequence-specific DNA binding
Source: RefSeq, a predicted model, not a curated record
CCAAAAUAUUAGCUGUAUAUAUACAGCGGCACCAAUUAAAUCGUCCGGCUGACUAUGCUAUACCGCUAUAAGAACAAUGUUUUCAUGAAACACACUCCCUGAGACAGGAUUCGAAUUUCUCGAUCAACAAUCUUCAUCAUCUUAGAAAUUCUUUGAUGAUAUCUAGAAGACACUGUUUAUAACAACUUCAGUUGCUUCUGGACGCGGAAGUGCGGAGGAGGCCAGCCUAUCAUGUUUAACAAUUAGGGAGAUGUAAAAUCAUGUCGGGUAAAAGAAGUAUCAUUCAAAGGAAACACUCUCACGAAUGUGGAGUUCCUGAAAAGAGAUCAAAGCGGCAAACUGACAAACUUGCUGGAAAGAAACCUUAUGAAUGUGAUGUUUGUAAGAAGAUAUUUACACGAUCUACGGGGCUUGUAAUCCAUAGUAGAAUACACACUGGCGAAAAACCUUAUGAAUGUGAUGUUUGUUACAAGGCAUUUAGACAUGCUAAAACCCUUAAAGUUCAUAAGAGGACACAUACUGGAGAGAAACCUUAUGAAUGCGAUGUUUGUAAGAAGAUAUUUGCACGAUCUGCGGGGCUUGUAGUUCACAAGAGAAUACACACUGGCGAGAAACCUUAUGAAUGUGAUGUUUGUAACAAGAGAUUUAGACAAAGUGGGGGGCUUGUACUGCAUAGUAGAAUACACACUGGCGAGAAACCUUAUGAAUGUGAUGUUUGUAACAAGAGAUUUAGACAAAGUGGGGGGCUUGUACUGCAUAGUAGAAUACACACUGGCGAGAAACCUUAUGAAUGUGAUGUUUGUUACAAGAGAUUUAGACAUACUAGAACCCUUAAAGUUCAUAAGAGGACACAUACUGGAGAGAAAACGUAUGAAUGCGAUGUUUGUAAGAAGAUAUUUACACGAUCUACGGGGCUUGUAGCUCACAAGAGAAUACACACUGGCGAGAAACCAUAUGAAUGUGAUGUUUGUAACAAGAGAUUUAGAUACACUACAAACCUUAUAGUUCAUAAGAGGACACACACUAGAGAGAAGCACAGAAAGGGUCAUUUGUUGUGCAAAAGUUGCAAUAAAGAGAUUGACCAGCCACAAGAUUUGCUGGAUUAUUUUGUUAAAGACGAAAACAUUGGAUACUGUACUUGUAGUAUUUGCAAAAAGCAGCAUUCAGAUUUCAUGCAAUUAGUGCAACAUAUAGCGAAGGAACAUGGCAAGGAUGGAAAAUAUCAAUGUGCUCUUUGUCAAGAACUUGAAUCAACAACACCAACUGGUGUCGGAUAUAUAUGUUGUAUCUGUGAUGUUGUGUUUGAUGUUCCCAGAGAACUUGAAGACCACAUGAUUGCUCACAAUAAUGAGGGCUGACUAUGUUUUAUUGCUGCUUUUAGUUAUUCAUGUUAUAUGAGCAAGCUAAAACAUUAGAUUUAUACAAUAAUACAGGGUUAGAGACAGACUUUCCUUUGCUUGUACACAUAUCGAAAAUGCUGCCAAUGUUUGCAGCAAACUCUGUUUCAGAUUUUGUUGGGUGUUUUUCACAAGCCUUCAAUUAUUUGCAUGGCCAAAUUACAUUAUUAUUAUCAACAAACAUUAAUUUGUUCUAUUUACCCAAAUUUGCAAUUCAUAAUAGUUAAAGGCUUGUUAUUUGUUAAA